Messenger RNA from Stylophora pistillata, 4783 nucleotides. RefSeq names its product serine/threonine-protein kinase 11-interacting protein. Gene Ontology annotation, molecular function: protein binding. Gene Ontology annotation, cellular component: cytoplasm. The record is from RefSeq and is a predicted model, not a curated record. Gene Ontology annotation, biological process: intracellular signal transduction. NCBI's taxonomy places the organism in Eukaryota, Metazoa, Cnidaria, Anthozoa, Scleractinia, Pocilloporidae.
UCCAGACAAGGCGACAUCAUGGGACUAAUUUUGACAUUUGUGAAAGUAUAAAAUUGCGUAAAAUGACUCUUUAAGCACCCUAUCACAAUGUCAUACCACAGAGGAAAUGAUCUUCUGGACAAGCUUUCGGUUCUUCUUCAGUUACACGGAGAUCCUAUAUUAAGGCAAGAGAGUCAGUUGUGCUUAACAGCCACAUCACUUGCAUUCCUAAAUCAGUGCUUUGAAAGCAUAUCAGAUCAACAAGGUAUACACGAGCAGGGAAAUGUCUUCAAUCACCAGCAAAUUGUUGAUAACAAAGACAGGAAAGCUAUUACAUUCCUUCAUGACUUUCUUAGAAGGACACCUUCUCUACGGCUUGUACCAGGAGCAUGUUCCCAUUUUGAUGGACUUAUCAACGUUUCUUGUUUCCGAGCAUUGCAAGUGCUAGAGAUCAAGAAAGUUCCAGUAGGAUUCAUCACAGGAAUUCAAAGUUUAAGACCCCAACUCAAGACACUUGCAUGUAAAAGGUCACUUAUCUCACUUAAUGAAGUGUUUGAUCGCUGUGGUGGAGAUCUCUCCACUGCCCCAUCAGCUUGGCCUCAACUGAAAAAUGUGGAUUUGAGUUACAAUGGCAUUGUGCAAGUUGAUGAUUCUGUGAAACUAUUGCCAGCAGCUGAAGUCCUAAAUCUUAGCCACAACAGUAUUAAUAUCACUGAAGAUGAUGAGUCCUUGGUUAAUUGGGAGUAUUUGUCUGACAUCCAACACUUGAACUUGGGAUUUAACCAGUUAGAAUGCAUUCCUGUGCCACCAGCUCAAGGCAGAACAUUGAUCUUCAAGAACAUGACCACACUUUUAUUAAAAAAUAACAACUUGCAGAAUUUGAAAGGUCUCCAGGCAUUCUCCAAGUUACGAGUUCUUGAUGUUUCUUUUAACUGCAUAGCAGCUUUAUCAGAACUUGCACCACUAGCUUUCCUUCAUGACCUUAUAUCAUUAAACCUUCAAGGAAAUCCUGUUGUAUUCUGUGCUUACUACAGACGAGCUACAAUCGCAUGUUUAUAUCCUAUACCUCGUGUUGAACCAAUCAAACUUGAUGGGAAGCCUCUAGACUCUGAAGAGCAAGUGUUACUUGGUAGAAAUGUGCAUCCAGUGUCCAUGUUAUCUUAUAUCCCUGAAACAUCUGUGACGCACCAUCGAGUUAAAACCAUCAGGAAAGUCGAGGAAGAUUUAAUGGAGUCAUCAGAGUCUCAAGAAGAGUCAAAUUCUCCAUCUAAACCUAGAAAACCCAAGAGGAGAAACAAGAAAGGACGCAGAGUUGUGACCAGGGAAAUAGACUUCGAUGAUGACAAGGAAGGACUGACCUCACCUACUGAUGAACUGCUCACAGGCCCGUCGACAUCGACUGCUACGCCUAUUGAUCAAGCUUUGGAACAUGCCAAUGAUGUGGAAGACCUAAAAAAAUUGAGGCAGCUGGGUGGAGAAGGAUGGUUACCAGCCAUUGACCAUGUAGUUCACGCACAAGAACAGGAACAAAUAGCCCCUGUCAGUGUACAUGUGUCUGCUGAAUCUUUGUUAGAUCACGCAUCAAGUGUCAUUCGCACAGAGUCCACUCAGAGUUUUACGGAUAAUACAAUAGAGAUAAACAGUCCCUCGAGUACUUUCAGUAUUCUCUCGGAUGAAGAUAUCCCAGAUGGGCACCAUUUUGUCGUGACAGUAAAGUCACCGUUAGAUGAGGCUGAAGGUGGUGAUGAGAACCUGUUUCUGACGGUCAGGGAUAACUUCAUUAUAGAGAAGAACUUUGCGGGCAAGGUCAUUUCCCGACUGGAAACAAGUUUAUUAAGAGAUGUAAACGUGGGUCGGACGGAAGAUAAUCAUUCAGUUAUACAUCUGAGGUUUGACUACAUAAAUCGUGAGCGACAAAGCCGAGACUAUACAAUGGAGGACUACGAAACUGCUGUGCAACUGGCAGAAGUCCUGGAACCUUUUGUUACAGCAAAGGGAGAAACGAGAAAAGUUUUUCUUGAACGUCUACAGUGCUUGAAGUGUUCGGCGGAGUUCAGAAAACCAGUCGAUUCCGAUGAUGCAUUCUGUCCUGACUGUGGCAGUUCUCUCACAGUUCAAGUAUCCUCGCCCGUAAUUCAGGUCGAACCGGUUUUCACUCUCGACCAUGUGACUGGACACGUGGUAGGAAAGCACAAGGAAGCAUCCAAACUGAACGUCAGUUCUAUCAAGACCUUGAAUGGCGACAUGUCUGUUACACCUCUCCACCAGUUAUCAUCGUCUUCUUCCUCAUCGUCUUUCGUUGAAGCUACAGAGGAAAUUCAGAAAGUAGCGAAAACAGGCUGGAAGAUUACGUCAGCAGAGGAUAAAGGGCUUACAACGAAUGGAAUUGGUGCUGCAAAACACCCUGAUGUUGUUCCAAAGUCAACAGAGUCUUCGGAUCAGUCUCCAACUGUACCCGACUUGUGCACCAACACUAAAGGAAAGACAAUUUUGAUCGAAAAUGGCAAAGAUUCUUCCUCUGGAAACGGAAACGUUCAGAAAAAAUAUGUAGUCAAAGACUCUGGAAGGUUUAAAGUGAACGAGAAUGAAAAAUAUGGGAUAAAGGACAGAAGUUCGCCUCAAAUAAGAACAAGUGCUUUAACAAGUUCCUUAAAACAGUCGGGUAACUCUUAUCUACCUCCACGCCCCGAUAUUUCUUCAACCCAGGCGGGUAGAAAUGUUUAUAAUAUUGGAGCUCAAAAUUCAAAUGGUAUUGCAAGGGGUAGAAGCAAACAAGCUGACGUAAUGAUUGACAACCGUCCAUCGACACCACUCGAAUCGAAGUCUGAUGAUUCUGAUCAGGGUGGUGAGUUUAUGAGCCAGUCGCUGCCAACUAACACCGCAAAUGUGGCACAAAAACGCCCACCGAAAACUUCAACAAGGAAAAUUUCAGAACAAUAUUCAAGCGGAAGGUCUCCUGUGACAAGGAAAUUUGGUCGAAGUGUAAAUACUGACAGAGGGCCAACGAAAUCGACGGAAAGCACUCCUCAACAAACGAAAAUGUCUUCGAGUUUACCGAGAACGCCUACGCCAAAACUAUUUUUUAAUAACUUGAUAAAUCGUUUAAAGCCUGGAACUAGUCCAAGCAGCUUGCUGGAUUCUCGGAGCAGUUCGAGUGGUACAAGUUCCCGACCGACGACUCCAAGUUGUAAUGUUAUCGAACCUAAUGCAGCUUUGAACUUUCGCCUAACGGCGGAUGAAUUUUCAAAUUGCGAUCACAAGUUGAAGUUGUAUUUCGAAGUGUCGCUGUUUCGGUGGGGAAGCAAAGAGAGGUUCUGUUGCUUGUUGAAGGCUCCAGUUGUUAUUUAUGGCGACACUGAAGAAACACCUGCCGUUAUGAUUGUAUCCAGUAACAUGUUCUACCUUUGUAGAUUUUCCGUCAGAGGAAGCGGGACACCCGAUGAAUGCCUCACACCACUGGUAUCUCAUCCUUUAGAUAGUUUGCAUUUCAUUGAUAGAGGACUCGGUAGUCAGAGUUUUCGUCUUGAAUUCUCCGCUCAAGGUGCGUGUUAUGAUUUUCUGGUCCGUGACAAAGAUCGUUGUGAAGAGUUCCUAAAUGUGUUUACAAAUGUUGUGCAUAAAGCCAAAACGAAGGCGGACUCUAGACCUGUUGUCGUUUCUCCGCCUCAUCCUCAAACGCUGGCGCACAUUAGGUCUCAAGUCUUUAAGAUAAGACCGGAAGAUCCAAUUUUAAUGGGAGAGCGACUACAUCAACAGGCCGUCCAUUUCGUUGAUCCUCCAUUGAUAAAAGAUCGCAAGAGUUUGUUAGGUACCUAUUCAAGCUGUUUUGUGGGCAGGGAGUUUGUGGACUGGUUGAUUCACGUUAAAGAAGUAGAAACCAGAGUCGAGGGUGUAGAAAUCGGUCAGUUACUCUUGAAUGUGGGAGCUCUGGAGCACGUGUCCAAAAAGCAAGUGUUUGAAGACAAAGAUCAGUAUUACAGGUUUAGCACCGAGAGAAAUGAUUUGGCAGGUGAUUCCUUCGCUGGUGAAAGUAUCCCUGACAUGGACUCUAACAUAGUGUUGUUUAUAAUGGCUUUUCGCUGCUCAAAUACGGAGAGACCUGAUUCCAGCUUGAAUGCUGUCAGCGUGAUUGCAUCGCGGUCUCAUAUAGCCAUUGUCAAACAGAAUCCUCAGUGGCCCGUUCCUCGGUACACAGCACUAUCCCAACCACUCAAGGACCCAGCGUUCGUGUGCUUGGCCCGACACAAAAUCACCGAUGUCACUAGCUUGGAUUUUUUUGAAGAUGAUUCGUGCUUUAUGGGGAUCAGUAUAACAGACGAGGACGCCCCCGUGGGGAACGGCGAGAGUCAGUGGAUUUUGAAGACAGAAACAUUCCCCACCCUUUCCUCCUUGGUCAAAGUGAUCAAGGAACCGUGGGAGGCCCAGUUUGGCGUGGAGCUGCAAAAGAAUCUUUAUCCUUCAGUAAUGGAACAUAAUAUGUAGGCGAAGUGGACGAAGUGGACUGACGUACUCCUUACUACACUUACUCGCUGAGAAUCGAAAAAUUUUUCGUAUGCACGAAAGCACUCUCAACCAACGUUAUCUUUAAUUUCCCAUAAUUAAUAAUCCGCUUUAGAAAUGAAACAAUCAGGAGAUUUAACUCAAAGUUUGUGGCGAAGUUGAGGUAAUAAUUCCCUUAAGAUGGAAGCCUCUACUCUACUUUUUGCUAGCAUCAAGAUGAUGCAAAUUAUGGUGUAAUCUCCCGACCAAUCACAGCGCACGCAAGGUUAAACUUCCAUGGCAACCAUUCUACCAUGUCAAUGAG